Messenger RNA from Malus domestica (apple), 2289 nucleotides. Lineage: Eukaryota; Viridiplantae; Streptophyta; Magnoliopsida; Rosales; Rosaceae. The record is from RefSeq and is a predicted model, not a curated record.
AACAAACAGAGAGCAAAAACAGAGAACCAUUUCUCUUCUGAGUCGAAUGCUACACCAAUUUUAUGUACAAAAACAGAGCCACUCUGUUUCUCCACACACAAUUGUAUCAAUGAAUUGGAGAUUUGAUAGCGACGACCGCCGGAUACUCAUGUUUCCGGCGGUGCGCCCUUGCGAAUGUAUUUCUCCGGAGACCCUUCUCGACUCUCUGAUCCCUCUCUCCCACACAAUCUGCAAUUUCCACUCGAAAUGCUUCGCGACGCAACGGAAGAAUAGCCGGGAAGCAAUUCGCCUAGUUCGUGUUCUUCUCAUGUUCUUUGAGGAGGCAUGCGAGUGCAAUUCGGCUCUUUCGAAAUCUUCCGCUGUCCUCUGCUUCUCCGAGCUUCAUUUCGUCUUCCAAAAAAUCCGGUUUUUGUUGGAAGACUGCACGAGAGAAGGCGGUCGGAUUUUGAUGCUGACGAAAUGCGAGUUUCUUGCUACCCAAUUUCGGCUGCUGAUUCGAGCUUUGGCGACGGCUCUUGAUGUUUUUCCGUUGAAAUUGAUCGAUGUUGGCGAUGAAGUUAAGGAAUUGGUUGAAUUGGUGUCGAAGCAAUCGUGGAAGGUCAAAAUCGAGCUCGAAGCGGAUGACGAAUUGGCUUCGAAACGAUUGCUUGCGAUUCUGAGCCAAUUCGAAAGGGGAAUCGAGCCCGAUUUGAAUGCCGUAAAGCGGGUCCUCGAUUACCUUCGAGUCAAAAGAUGGAGCGACUGCAACAUGGAGAUCAAAUUCUUGGAAGAAGAAAUCGCUUUCAAGCGUUCCGAUCGCGACGAGAGGGAGGUUCCUUUUCUCAGUAGCUUGGUGGGGUUCCUGAGCUACAGCAGGGGAGUGAUCUUCGAAACAUUGGAUCAUCAAAACGCUGCGAAUCAAAUCGAUUCCAGGUGCAACGUGGAGAUGUUUCGUUGCUUAAACCCUGAAGAUUUCAAGUGCCCGAUUUCUCUUGAGCUAAUGCUUGAUCCGGUGACUGUAUCUACAGGUCAGACAUACGAUCGAAGUUCGAUUCAGAAAUGGCUCCGCGCCGGAAACAUGCUCUGCCCCAAAACAGGAGAGGUGAUCACAAACACAGAGUUGGUACCGAAUUCGAUUCUUCGCAAGCUACUAAAAAAUCUUUGUGAAUACAAUGGCGUUUCUCUUGGCAGGCCAGGAACGCAAAGCUCCGACAAAGAUCAAACGGUCGCGCAUGGUAGCCCCGUUGCUAAACAAGCAAUGAAGUUUCUCUCGAGAUUUCUCAGCGGAAGGGUUGCUUGCGGAACAAGCGAACAGAAAAACAAGGCUGCUUAUGAGAUUCGGCUGCUAGCCAAAUCAAACAUUUUCAAUAGGUCUUGUUUUAUCAAGGCUGGCUCCAUCCCUCCUCUGCUGAAACUACUGAAUUCCGCGGAUGCAUCCACGCAAGUGAAUGCAAUCGCAGCCUUGUUGAAGCUCGCGAAAUACGCAAGCGGAAUGAAAUUGAUAAUGUCAUGGGGAGGACUACCAUCAGUUGUUGCUGUUCUUAAAAAUGGGUUGAGUUUAGAAGCCCGGCAAUGCGCAGCUGCAACGAUAUUUCACCUCUCUUUGACAAGCCAGUAUCGAAAACUAAUUGGAGAAUUACCUGAGGCCAUCCCAGCUCUUGUGGAGCUGAUCAGGGAAGGAACAACGUGUGGCAAAAAGAACUCCGUGGUUGCAAUUCUCGGGCUGCUCCUUCGUGCCAAGAAUCUACAAAAAGUGCUGGACGCAGGCAUUGUUCCAUUGCUAAUUGACAUAAUAUCUUCAUCAUCAGAAAACCCUGAUCAGCUUGUUGAUGAUGCAUUAGCAAUUCUCGCAAUUUUGGCCGAGAAUGCGGUAGGAUCACAUGAAAUCCUCUACGCCAUUGAUCUGCAUUUGAUCAUCCGCAUUCUUCAAACUUCGACAUCCCAAAGAGCGAAAAAGUAUUGUGUUUCAACAUUGCUGUCUUUGUGCAUCAAUGGCGGGGCGGAAGUUGUUGCUGUUUUGGCGACGGAACCAUCUCUAAUGCCUAGACUGUUUUCGCUCUUGACUGAUGGAACAUCUCACUCGAUCAAUGAAGCGUCCUCCCUCAUCAAAUUUCUCCAUAACUUCGGUGAAACUAGCGCACCGAGAUGGAUGAGUACUGCAGUUCGGCGCAAACAAAGCGUUCGGUAACCGUGAUUCAUCUCGAUUUUGCAUGUAAAUACAUUCAUAGAUGGUGUAAAUAUUUAAAAACAACCAUUAGUUAGGCUUUAUACUUUGUAAAUUUGUAAAAUGCUACAAAGAUUAUGAUUUUA